Messenger RNA from Alternaria burnsii, 1623 nucleotides. RefSeq lists its product as uncharacterized. NCBI's taxonomy places the organism in Eukaryota, Fungi, Ascomycota, Dothideomycetes, Pleosporales, Pleosporaceae. The record is from RefSeq and is a predicted model, not a curated record. The transcript has 2 exons. Bases 1 to 1623 code for a protein of 540 amino acids.
AUGGCAACAACCAACCUCAUCAUCGCGCUUGUUUUCGCAGGCGUCUUCGGCGCAGCCUUGAUCUACGUCGCCCUUUGGUUCAUUCAUCGCUACAUCCAUCAAAGCUGCUGUGAAAUUGAGCAUUGGUGUCACACCCUCUUUUCAAGCCAAGCAAGGCCACCGCCAUGUGUAUACAUCGGAAAAGGGGAGCAGCGAGAGCCGCCGAGGCACCAGUCGAGAUCCACGAAGAGGGAGAGAGAAAGACCUGAGGGGUCGCAGACCAGGAAGUACUACGAGCACCGAGAUGGAGAGAGCCACGCUGCUCGUAAUGCGAAUGCAGGCUGGGCGAGGCCGAUGCUACAAUUCAAUAGCUCUACGCAGCCACAGCAGCAACAGUCAUAUGGACAGUUAUACCAUCCUUCGCUCGAACAGAAACAGUGGCCUAGCGCGAACCGAGUCGACUACCCGUCACAAAUACAGCAGCGGAUUUCAAUGCCAUGGCAGACUCAAGGGUGGGCUUAUACGCCACCUUUCGCUAUGCCUACAGCGGUACCGCAACAACUGUUUCCACAAAUGGCGGCAAGGAUGCCUGAACCUCAGCACCCAACUCAGUAUCUGCCUCAGUAUCAACCCCGAGAGCAACCUAAUUAUCGACAGACCUACACGGAGACGAUGAGUUCGGAUAUACCCAAAGCCAGCCAGCACCAGACCCCUCCAGUGAAGCCGAAGUCUGCCGCUAGUCGUGCGCGUCGAGUCGAGAGAGUAGAUUUUAUCCACAUUUGCGACGAGUAUCCACCUAUCGUGUUGGAGGCGCUGAAGAAGGCAGCCCCUCAGUCAUCGUCAUCGUCAUCGUCCUCAUCAAGCUCCAGUGACACAUCAGGCACCACGCAAGAAGUUCCACGGGUAUCGAUACCGCGAGCGACGCCUGGUUUCACGGACACGUUGCCGUUCGAGUUCCCGCAAUAUUCACAUACGGCAACGAGAGCUUGGAACACUCCUAGAUCGUAUCCUCGACAAUGGAAUCGCGACACGAUGGGGGUUGAUGGGCCGGAUACUUCAGUCAGGUACGCACCCUUUACGCCGAUGAGCGGGUAUGCAGCGAGGCCAUUGGAGUUGUACACGAGUAGGAGGCAUUCAGCACCGAGUAAUGCUCACCCUUAUUCCGCUGCUCAGUCUAGCGUUGCGAGGUCUCGCUCGUACGAGCGGUGGAGACAGCGGACGACAAGUCCGAGAGACAGCGGACCAAGGAAGGACCAACCUGGAGGAGAAGCACAUGCUGUGAGAAGAACGAACACGAAGCCAAACGAAGACACACGCCAGGGGAACGAGAGGGAACGGGUCGUUACUAGUGUCCGAGAUGAGUUCGGUGGACGGUACGAUCGACAGCCCGAGCAGAAGCCAGGCAAGGAACGUUCAUCAACAACACAAGAGGUUCCACGCUACUCUCCGAUGCCUAUUCCAGUGGUCGAAGAACCAUCUACGCCAACGUCGGUAGGCCACACAAGUAUACCGAAGGUACCGUCGGCUUCCGGCAACGCUGCUCGACCGAGAACUAGCUCAGCGCCACACUCUCCUAUUUCACAAAUCCGAAAUCCACUCAAGUUGCCUAGAUCAUCCGUAUCAAGUCUGAACAAGGGCGAGUAG